This is a messenger RNA of Drosophila nasuta, 3406 nucleotides long. Its product is annotated as TBC1 domain family member 31. The record is from RefSeq and is a predicted model, not a curated record. The transcript is spliced from 4 exons. Gene Ontology annotation, cellular component: ciliary basal body. Bases 154 to 3123 code for a protein of 989 amino acids. Lineage: Eukaryota; Metazoa; Arthropoda; Insecta; Diptera; Drosophilidae. Gene Ontology annotation, biological process: cilium assembly. Gene Ontology annotation, molecular function: protein binding.
UUUUUCAAAAAUAGCGCCUCACCAAAUAUAGAGUAGUUCUGAGUGAUUUUUUUUGGUAUUUUUUCUGACUGUAUAAGCCAAAAUCUAAAAUCGUACGGUGGUCACUUUAGAGUCAAAGUUUGACAUUUGUUUGGUUUUUGAAAACUAAAUAAAAUGGAAAAAAUUGCGUCUAAUAAUAAUACGCCUUUAGAAAACAUUUCCUUGGCCAGUGCAAUUUAUGAUGAAGAAAACCAAGAGGAGCAGGAGGACGAGGGCACAUUGUACGACGCCGAAGAAUGGGAUUUAAUUUCGGAAAUGGAAUUCUCCACAGAGAACGACAGUGAAUCCGAAGAAUUUGAGGAGGAUUUUACAGAGCACUUUCAGGCCAGUGUAGCACCCAGUAUAGCUUCCCAUGCAGAUUUGCCGAUGCACAAAUAUCCCUUUAAACUGCAACAUAAUGAGACAGGAAAUAUAUUGACCGUGCAUCACACCAUAAAAAAUGUGGACAAGCAAUUGCGUGUCCGAAUCGCCGCUUGUUGUUUCAAUGGGAUGAGCAACAAACUUCUGGUAAUUGACAGGCGUGGCAACAUCUAUGUGUUCGAUUUUGUUAUCAAACGAUAUUGGCGACUCACAAUUCGAGUUCCUCAAGCGACGGUGGUGCAUGCCUCACCCUUGCACCACAGUGAGUAUAUUGUAGGCAACGAAAAGGGACACGUUCUUGUUAUCAAUGUGGAAAAGUCCAUUAUCAGCCGGCACAAUGAAGUGGGAACCGCAGCAGUUAAUCAGAUUACCUGGGGAAAUCGCGUGCAAAAUUCCUCGAUCUCAAAUAUGCUGAUGCGUCUUGGUUCCGAUGCAGCGCUGCUCAAUUUAAGGAAUUUAAGAGUGUCACAUCGUCUGGAAUUUGAUCAGUCGCGACAUACGCUUAAGUUGGCUGGUUAUAUACCCAACUCUGAGCAGUUCUUCACCUGUUUUACAAACGAUAGUCUGAGUGUGUGGUCGGCACACUCUCAGGAAGCCACACAAAUUACGCUGCCAAUCAAGGCACGAGAUCGGAAACUGCGUUUGCUGCGAAACCAAAAAGCGAUUCCAGAGAUUGCCUUGCGUGGCGACGACGAGGAUGAUAUCAAUUCAAUAGAUGAUUUGGAAUUCGAUUGUGAAGAGGAGAACUUUGCCGAUGGAACGCUGCUCAACUAUAGCUUCACCCCAAACGGCAAUAAACUGUGCUUCACCACCAUCGAUGGUUACUUGCUACUGCUCAGCUCGGCCUCCUUUGAGGUGGAUAAGUUAUUUCGGCUACGUGAUUUUGUACUCAAACAAAUCGAAGUGCUGCCCCAGCCUAAGGAACGUAUACUCUUUGGCAUCACAGCUCGUGGUCAGGCUGUUAUGUUGGAUCUGGAGAACACGGAUCAAAAGCUUAUAGUGCAACACUCAAAUGGUCUCAGUCUCAAUGUGAGCCGAGAUGGCAAGCUGCUCAGCGUGCUGUCAAAAUGCGGCGAGGUCAAUGUGUGGUCCACGUGUCGCCUCUUCAAUGCACUGCAGUUCAAGACGCAAUCCAUUGCCCAGCUGCGUGCUGUGCUCAAACAACCCAAGCUGCCAGGUCACGUCAGUGGCCCCAUGAAUCAGGAGUUGCGGCAGCUGUUGAAGCGGGAUCGUUUGGAGGCCAUGCUACGCGAGUUUGGUUGUUAUCCGGAGAAGUAUAGGUUCAUCAUAUGGAGUUCGUUGUUGCAACUGCCCUGCAAUGGUGUCCAGUUUCAGGCGCUGCUCAAGCUAGGCGAACCGCCAAUUGUGAAACGCAAUGCACGUGGACUGCGCAUCAAAAGCGAUGCUCAGCGUCGUGGUGUUAUCCGGGCAUGGAGCUGCUUGGCCCACUGGUGCAAGGUAUUUGGAUACGCUGAGUUUAUGCCACAUCUGGUGUUUCCCUUUGUCAAGCAUCUGCUGAAGAACGGAUUGGUUGUGUUCGAGCUGAUGGCGACGCUGUUGCUUAAUCACUUGCAGCUUUGCUUCGAGUUCUACCCGUUGCCACCGGAAAACUAUUUGGCCAUGUGUGCCAAUGUCUUGCAGUGCAAUGACGAGCAGUUGUCCAAGUUCUAUCAGGCUCUCGAAGUGCAUGCUAAAGAUUAUGCUUGGUCGCUGCUAACGAAUGCUUUUGCUGAGGUAUUGGAGGAGCAGCAAUGGCUAGCUCUUUGGGAUAAUAUCAUCACAGAGCCUCAGUAUUUUAUCAUUUUUGUUAUUGUAGCCUAUAAUUUGCUGCAACGCGAGUUAAUCUUGCGCCUGCCGGACAAGGAAGCAGUGUUGCGCUUCUUCCACGAACAGAAUCCAAUUGAUGUGGCCAAAUUGGUUGGCAGAGCUCGCAAGCUGAUGAAUAAAUGUCCACCGCAAGUGCAUCCUCGGCGCUUUAUGCCACCAUUUGCACCCAUUCCCAAAGGUGUUUAUCCCAAAUUUCUUAAAUAUCCCAGCAAUUGGAUAGCGGAAAAGGAGGAGCAGACUUUGGAACUACAGAAACAGCAUCAGGAGAUUGAUGCACGCAUUCGUCAUCUUGAAUUGGAGGAGUUGCAAAUGAUGGAUCGUUUGCAAAAUGGUCUCAAGCAAGAGGAACAUGUGAGGCGUGUGAAGGAAAUGGAGAAACUCUAUCAGGAAACCAUACAGCGAGAAGAAGAGCGCAUCUCUUGCCAUCGGAAAAUGCUGCUCACCUAUCAACUGGAAGUGCGGCAACGCAAAAGUGAAGUUAUGACCCAGCUGCAGGAGGCCGAACAGCGUCGUAAAGUAUUGGAAAUGGAGAAGGACAUCGACAUGCUGAUGCACCGAAUAGAACGCGAGCGACGACGCCACACUCAGGAGAUGCAAUUUGCCGAGGACGAGAUACGCAACCAGGAACUGGAGCUGUUGGCACAGCGUUACUAUUCAGAUACUGCGGGAGCGCCUCUUGCCCAGAAAUACUAUGACAACAUACAAAAAAUGUGCCAGGAGCGUGAUGAGCUACAACGAAAUCUUCGCGAGAUGACCAUGGAGCAUUUGGAUAAACCCAGUCGGUCACGAAGGUCUCCGGCACCUGAAGAGCCAGACUUAACUGCAAUUGAGCGUUCAAUUCAGGAAAUACAAAAAGAAUUCUCAGAUAUUUUAAACAGCGGCUCCAAACGUAAGUAAUUAUAAUAGGAUAUUUAAAGAUAGGGGUAUUUUUUUUUGUAAAAAACUAAUAUUUGUAAUAAUAGAAUCCAAAAAAAAUAAUUUGCGUUUAUCCUUUUCGCAUAUUUUCGGUGAAAUUACAUUCAAAAACAAAUAUUCAAAGACAAACUGCAAUAUAGCAAUAACUGCCUAUACCACAAUGUGCAUUACUAAUUUAUACAUUUAAAAAUUAUAAAUACAUAUAUAUUUAUAGACGCAAUACUGCCUGAUUAAACAAAGAUAAAAUUAUACAUAUUAUAUUAAC